AAGAUCAAAAGCCCUCAGUGGCAACAAUGAAGGGGAGAUUUGUGUGGUUGUGUUUCCUUACUUUGUCUGCCAGUGUCAUUAAUAUCACCGCCAGGCAGGUUCACAACCAUGUCAGCAGCAUCUGCAGCACUUGGGGAAGAGAGCACUUCAAGACAUUUGAUGGUGAUGUGUACCAGUUCCCUGGUAUGUGUGAAUACAACCUGGCCUCAGACUGCCACGAGUCCUACCAUGAGUUCUCAGUACACAUGAAGAGGGAAGAGAAUGAUGGAAAUCCUACAGUCAGUUAUGUGGUGGUCACCAUCAAUGACCUUUUAUUCCACCUCACUAAGAGCCAGGUCACUGUGAACAGCGUGCCUGUCAAAAUGCCCUACAACGAGGCAGGGGUACAAGUGGAAAACAUUGCGGUUUACAUCAAGCUCCAAUCCAAAGUUGGCAUCACUGUCAUGUGGAAUGGUGAUGAUGCAGUCAUGGUGGAACUCGAUCAUGACUAUGUCAAUCGUACCUGUGGACUAUGUGGAGACUUCAAUGGUGUUUCUGUCUUCAAUGAGUUCAUUCUUAAUGGUCGCAAAAUGAGUCCCAUUGAGUUUGGCAACAAUCAGAAAGUCCAUCAUCCAGAUGACGAUUGUGAAGACCCUUAUGAAAAGGAAAAUGAGCCAAAGGAGACUUUUACUGUGCCAGUUUCAUGCAAGGAGUUUCAAACCACCUGUGAACGAAUGCUUCGUUCAGAGUCCUGGAGCUCCUGCACCAAACUGAUUAACCCUGAACCUUACAUAGAGGCCUGUGUGCAGGACAUGUGUGGCUGCAACAACAGUACAAAUAACUUCUGCAUCUGCAGCACACUUUCGGAGUUGUCUCGGCAGUGUUCCCAUGCAGGAGGGCAGCCUCCCAACUGGAGAACACCUCAGUUCUGUGCUAAACAGUGCCCAUUCAACAUGGUUUAUGAAGAGAGUGGUUCCCCUUGUAUGGUUACAUGCACACAUCUGGAAUCAAGUUCACUGUGUGAGGACCACAAAAUGGACGGCUGCUUCUGUCCUAAUGGAACUGUGUUUGAUGAUAUUUCCAUGCGAGGGUGCAUUGCUCAAUCUGAAUGUCAGUGCAAGCACGACAAAAUCUAUAACCCUGGUGAGGUUUAUCAACAGGUCGGGAAAAAUUGUACAUGUUUUGAGGGUAGAUGGGCUUGUGAGAGCCUUCAGACUCCUGCUACAUGUGCAGUUGAAGAGGGUUCACAUGUAACUACAUUUGAUGGGAAAACUUACACUUUCCAUGGAGACUGUUUCUACACCCUAGCCAAAGUGGAAAGCAAGGAUGAUGCAAGUCCAAAUUUUACCAUCCGGGCCCAGUUGGUGCCAUGUAGACACCUAGAGUCUGACACUUGUCUUAAGAACCUUAAAUUCCUGCUGAACAAUGACAGAAACAACGUAUUAACGUUCACUUCCGAUGGCACAGUAAAGCAGAAUAUGCAGACUAUCACUUUGCCACACCACUCAGGUGACAUCAACAUAUUUCAUGCUUCAUCCUUUCACAUCUUGCUCCAGACCAGCUUUGGGUUGCAAAUUCAGGUCCAGCAUGUGCCCGUCAUGCAAGUCUAUGUCAGCCUGGAACCAGGCUACAGAGCAAAGACACGCGGUUUAUGUGGGAACUACAACAUGGUCCUGUCUGAUGACAUGAAGACUCCACAGGGGAUUGUGGAGGGAACAGCAGCAACAUUUAGUAACUCCUGGAAGGCUAACUUCAUGUGCCGAGACAGAGAGGAAAGACUUGAUGACCCCUGUGCCCUCAGUGUGGAAAAUGAGAAUUACGCCAAACACUGGUGCGCCUUGCUACUAAGUCCAAACAGUACCUUUGCACAGUGCCAUUCAGUGAUGGAUCCUGAGAUGUACUACAAGCGAUGUACUUAUGCUAGCUGUAACUGUGAGAAGAGUGAGGCCUGCCUCUGUGCCGUCUUCUCCUCCUACACAAGAGCUUGUGCAUCAAAGGGAGUGUUCCUGACAGACUGGAGACAGAAUGUUUGCGAUAAAUACACAAGGAGCUGUCCAGCAUCUCAGAUCUUCUCUUACAAAAAUCAGAGAUGCCAGAUGACUUGCAGAUCGUUGGGCGAAAAGCAACAAAGCUGCACUUCUGACUUCUUGCCUGUGGAUGGCUGCUCCUGCCCUGAGGGUCUCUACCUAAAUGAAGACGACUUGUGCGUCCCCAUGGCAAAAUGCCCCUGCUACUAUAAUGAAGUCUACAUCCAGGCAGGAAAGUCCAUCAGCAUGAAAGAUGACCAAUGUAUGUGCACCAAUGGAAUACUUCAUUGCCAUUCUCUAAGAGUCCGUUCAGCAACAUGCCCUUUUCCAAAAGUAUUCUUCAACUGCUCCACUGCGGGCGCAGGAGAGCUUGGACUGCAAUGUGCUCAAACUUGUUUAAAUCUGGACAACAGUGAUUGUGACUCCACAGAGUGUAAAUCUGGCUGUCAGUGUCCAGGUGGCCUUAUUGAUGAUGGAAAAGGCUCCUGUGUAAAAGUCCAUCAAUGUCCAUGUCAGCAUUAUGGGCAUCUUUAUGCCCCUGGAACAAAAAUCCCUAACCAAUGCAACAGCUGUACCUGCAAAAGUGGAAACUGGGAGUGCACAGAGAAAAAAUGUCCAGGAACUUGCAUUAUUUAUGGGAGUGGUCACUACAAAACAUUUGAUCAGCGAACAUAUGAGUUUCAAGGACAUUGUGACUAUGUUGCUGUUAAGAACUGUGGGACUAAAACAGUGCAGGACAACUUUGGUGUUAUCACAGAAAAUGUACCCUGUGGAUCUACAGGCACCACAUGCUCCAAAACUGUUCGAAUCCAACUUGGCUGCAGUUUUUACAAUCACAAUGAAAGCAACAAAAUCUCUUUAACAUUGCAGCGAAUGGAAGUCAAACUAUCAAAGGGUCACUAUAAGGAAGAGGACCUUGGAGAUGGCCCUCAGAUUCAGUACAAAAUAAGGAGGGUUGGGUUGUAUCUGGUUAUAGAAUCUGCCAUUGGUCUGACAGUGAUGUGGGAUCGCAAAACAACUGUUCGCAUCCUCCUGGAACCAAAGCACAGAGAGGUAUGUGGUCUGUGUGGAGAUUUUGAUGGUGAUGGACAGAAUGACUUCACCACCCAGGGUCAGCUGACAGUGAGCAAUGCGUUAGAGUUUGCAAAGUGGAAAGUUUCAAGCAGCUGCCCAGAUCUGAAAAUGAAUGUUGACCCUUGUGGAGCAAGACCUAAUAGACAUCACUGGGCAAGAGUUAUGUGCAACAUUAUGAUUGAAAAGGAUGGUACUUUCAAAGACUGCCACAAUAAGGUAGAUCCCCAUCCAUUUUAUGAAAACUGUGUGACAGACUCAUGUGCCUGCGACUCUGGAGGAGACUGUGAGUGUUUCUGCACAGCAGUUGCAGCUUAUGCUCAAGCUUGUAAUGAGGCUGGUGUCUGUGUUGCAUGGAGAACUCCAGAAAUCUGUCCUGUCUUUUGUGACUACUACAACAGCCCAGGUGAAUGCAAAUGGCACUACAACCCUUCACACACCUGCUACAAGACCUGCUUGAAUCCACAAGGAAUUUGUAGCAACCCUUUACCCCACCUGGAAGGCUGUUACCCUGUAUGCCCAGAAGAUAAGCCCAUAUUUAAUGAGGAGACCCAGAUGUGUGUGGAGGAAUGUCCAGGUUGCUUUUACAAUGGUACUAACGAAAUCUGCACACCUGCACCUCCAACUACAACCCCAGUGCCAACUACAACCACACAAACUACAACUGAAUCUCAAACUACAACCACAGUGCCAACUACAACCACAAAAGGUCCAACGGAACCUCCCACUACAACACCAGUGCCAACUACAACCACAGAAGGUCCAACUGAACCUCCAACUACAACACCAGGGCCAACUACAACCACAAAAGUUCCAACUGUACCUCCAACCACAACACCAGGGCCAACUACAACCACACAAACUACAACUGAAACUACAACUACAACCCCAAUGCCAACUACAACCACAGAAGCUAAAACUCCUACCACUACUCCGUGUAUUACAACCUGUGAGUGGUCAGACUGGUAUGAUGUGCAUAACCCUCAAAAGGACAACAGUGACUGGGAAACAUACAAGAACAUCACAGAUAGUGGUCUACAAAUAUGCAGAAAACCCAGAGAAAUUGAUUGUAGAGCAACAAUUUCUCCUAACAAAGACUUCAAUGACUUUGUGAGUGAAACUGGCCAAGUUGUUACCUGUGAUGUUGGAUAUGGUCUGAUAUGUCGAAAAGAGGAUCAGGUCAGACCUCCACGGAAAUGCUUCAACUAUAAGAUCAGAGUAUGUUGUGAGGUAGAGAUAUGUAUUACUACAACCCCAGUGCCAACUACAACCACAGUGCCAACUACAACCACACAAUCUACACUGCCUCCAACUACAACACCAGGGCCAACUACAACCACACAAACUACAACUGAACCUCCAACUACAACCACAGUGCCAACUACAACCACAAAAGGUCCAACGGAACCUCCCACUACAACACCAGGGCCAACUACAACCACACAAACUACAAUCACAGUGCCAACUACAACCACAGAAGCUACAACUGAACCUCCAACUACAACACCAGUGCCAACUACAACCACACAAACAACAACUGAACCUCCCACUACAACACCAGGGCCAACUACAACCACACAACCUCCCACAACAACCCCAGUGCCAACUACAACCACAGAAGCUAAAACUCCUACCACUACUCGUGUAUUACAACCUGUGAGUGGUCAGACUGGUAUGAUGCAUAACCCUCAAAAGGACAACAGUGACUGGGAAACAUACAAGAACAUCACAGAUAGUGGUCUACAAAUAUGCAGAAAACCCAGAGAAAUUGAUUGUAGAGCAACAAUUUCUCCUAACAAAGACUUCAAUGACUUUGUGAGUGAAACUGGCCAAGUUGUUACCUGUGAUGUUGGAUAUGGUCUGAUAUGUCGAAAAGAGGAUCAGGUCAGACCUCCACGGAAAUGCUUCAACUAUAAGAUCAGAGUAUGUUGUGAGGUAGAGAUAUGUAUUAUUACAACCCCAGUGCCAACUACAACCACACAAUCUACAACUGAACCUCCAACUACAACACCAGGGCCAACUACAACCACACAAACUACAACCACAGUGCCAACUACAACCACAGAAGCUACAACUGAACCUCCAACUACAACACCAGUGCCAACUACAACCACACAAACAACAACUGAACCUCCCACUACAACACCAGGGCCAACUACAACCACACAAACUACAAUCACAGUGCCAACUACAACCACAGAAGCUACAACUGAACCUCCAACUACAACACCAGUGCCAACUACAACCACAGAAGCUACAACUGAACCUCCCACUACAACCACAGUGCCAACUACAACCACAAAAGUUCCAACUGAACCUCCAACUACAACACCAGGGCCAACUACAACCACAAAAGUUCCAAUUGUACCUCCAACUACAACACCAGGGCCAACUACAACCACAACAGGUCCAACUGAACCUCCAACCACAACACCAGGGCCAACUACAACCACACAAACUACAACUGAACCUCCAACUACAACCCCAGUGCCAACUACAACCACACAAACUACAACUGAACCUCCCACAACAACCCCAGUGCCAACUACAACCACAGAAGCUAAAACUCCUACCACUACUCCGUGUAUUACAACCUGUGAGUGGUCAGACUGGUAUGAUGUGCAUAACCCUCAAAAGGACAACAGUGACUGGGAAACAUACAAGAACAUCACAGAUAGUGGUCUACAAAUAUGCAGAAAACCCAGAGAAAUUGAUUGUAGAGCAACAAUUUCUCCUAACAAAGACUUCAAUGACUUUGUGAGUGAAACUGGCCAAGUUGUUACCUGUGAUGUUGGAUAUGGUCUGAUAUGUCAAAAAGAGGAUCAGGUCAGACCUCCACGGAAAUGCUUCAACUAUAAGAUCAGAGUAUGUUGUGAGGUAGAGAUAUGUAUUAUUACAACCCCAGUGCCAACUACAACCACACAAUCUACAACUGAACCUCCAACUACAACACCAGGGCCAACUACAACCACACAAACUACAACCACAGUGCCAACUACAACCACAGAAGCUACAACUGAACCUCCAACUACAACACCAGUGCCAACUACAACCACACAAACAACAACUGAACCUCCCACUACAACACCAGGGCCAACUACAACCACACAAACUACAAUCACAGUGCCAACUACAACCACAGAAGCUACAACUGAACCUCCAACUACAACACCAGUGCCAACUACAACCACAGAAGCUACAACUGAACCUCCCACUACAACCACAGUGCCAACUACAACCACAAAAGUUCCAACUGAACCUCCAACUACAACACCAGGGCCAACUACAACCACAAAAGUUCCAAUUGUACCUCCAACUACAACACCAGGGCCAACUACAACCACAACAGGUCCAACUGAACCUCCAACCACAACACCAGGGCCAACUACAACCACACAAACUACAACUGAACCUCCAACUACAACCCCAGUGCCAACUACAACCACACAAACUACAACUGAACCUCCCACAACAACCCCAGUGCCAACUACAACCACAGAAGCUAAAACUCCUACCACUACUCCGUGUAUUACAACCUGUGAGUGGUCAGACUGGUAUGAUGUGCAUAACCCUCAAAAGGACAACAGUGACUGGGAAACAUACAAGAACAUCACAGAUAGUGGUCUACAAAUAUGCAGAAAACCCAGAGAAAUUGAUUGUAGAGCAACAAUUUCUCCUAACAAAGACUUCAAUGACUUUGUGAGUGAAACUGGCCAAGUUGUUACCUGUGAUGUUGGAUAUGGUCUGAUAUGUCAAAAAGAGGAUCAGGUCAGACCUCCACGGAAAUGCUUCAACUAUAAGAUCAGAGUAUGUUGUGAGGUAGAGAUAUGUAUUAUUACAACCCCAGUGCCAACUACAACCACACAAUCUACAACUGAACCUCCAACUACAACACCAGGGCCAACUACAACCACACAAACUACAACCACAGUGCCAACUACAACCACAGAAGCUACAACUGAACCUCCAACUACAACACCAGUGCCAACUACAACCACACAAACAACAACUGAACCUCCCACUACAACACCAGGGCCAACUACAACCACACAAACUACAAUCACCGUGCCAACUACAACCACAGAAGCUACAACUGAACCUCCAACUACAACACCAGUGCCAACUACAACCACACAAACAACAACUGAACCUCCCACUACAACACCAGGGCCAACUACAACCACACAACCUCCAACCACAACACCAGGGCCAACUACAACCACACAAACUACAACUGAACCUCCCACAACAACCCCAGUGCCAACUACAACCACAGAAGCUAAAACUCCUACCACUACUCCGUGUAUUACAACCUGUGAGUGGUCAGACUGGUAUGAUGUGCAUAACCCUCAAAAGGACAACAGUGACUGGGAAACAUACAAGAACAUCACAGAUAGUGGUCUACAAAUAUGCAGAAAACCCAGAGAAAUUGAUUGUAGAGCAACAAUUUCUCCUCACAAAGACUUCAAUGACUUUGUGAGUGAAACUGGCCAAGUUGUUACCUGUGAUGUUGGAUAUGGUCUGAUAUGUCGAAAAGAGGAUCAGGUCAGACCUCCACGGAAAUGCUUCAACUAUAAGAUCAGAGUAUGUUGUGAGGUAGAGAUAUGUAUUAUUACAACCCCAGUGCCAACUACAACCACACAAUCUACAACUGAACCUCCAACUACAACACCAGGGCCAACUACAACCACAACAACAACUGAACCUCCCACUACAACACCAGGGCCAACUACAACCACACAAACUACAAUCACAGUGCCAACUACAACCACAGAAGCUACAACUGAACCUCCAACUACAACACCAGUGCCAACUACAACCACAGAAGCUACAACUGAACCUCCCACUACAACCACAGUGCCAACUACAACCACAAAAGUUCCAACUGAACCUCCAACUACAACACCAGGGCCAACUACAACCACAAAAGUUCCAAUUGUACCUCCAACUACAACACCAGGGCCAACUACAACCACAACAGGUCCAACUGAACCUCCAACCACAACACCAGGGCCAACUACAACCACAAAAGUUCCAAUUGUACCUCCAACUACAACACCAGGGCCAACUACAACCACAACAGGUCCAACUGAACCUCCAACCACAACACCAGGGCCAACUACAACCACACAAACUACAACUGAACCUCCAACUACAACCCCAGUGCCAACUACAACCACACAAACUACAACUGAACCUCCCACAACAACCCCAGUGCCAACUACAACCACAGAAGCUAAAACUCCUACCACUACUCCGUGUAUUACAACCUGUGAGUGGUCAGACUGGUAUGAUGUGCAUAACCCUCAAAAGGACAACAGUGACUGGGAAACAUACAAGAACAUCACAGAUAGUGGUCUACAAAUAUGCAGAAAACCCAGAGAAAUUGAUUGUAGAGCAACAAUUUCUCCUAACAAAGACUUCAAUGACUUUGUGAGUGAAACUGGCCAAGUUGUUACCUGUGAUGUUGGAUAUGGUCUGAUAUGUCAAAAAGAGGAUCAGGUCAGACCUCCACGGAAAUGCUUCAACUAUAAGAUCAGAGUAUGUUGUGAGGUAGAGAUAUGUAUUAUUACAACCCCAGUGCCAACUACAACCACACAAUCUACAACUGAACCUCCAACUACAACACCAGGGCCAACUACAACCACACAAACUACAACCACAGUGCCAACUACAACCACAGAAGCUACAACUGAACCUACAACACCAGGGCCAACUACAACCACACAAACUACAAUCACAGUGCCAACUACAACCACAGAAGCUACAACUGAACCUCCAACUACAACACCAGUGCCAACUACAACCACACAAACAAUAACUGAACCUCCCACUACAACACCAGGGCCAACUACAACCACACAACCUCCAACCACAACCCCAGUGCCAACUACAACCACACAAACUACAACUGAACCUCCCACAACAACCCCAGUGCCAACUACAACCACAGAAGCUAAAACUCCUACCACUACUCCGUGUAUUACAACCUGUGAGUGGUCAGACUGGUAUGAUGUGCAUAACCCUCAAAAGGACAACAGUGACUGGGAAACAUACAAGAACAUCACAGAUAGUGGUCUACAAAUAUGCAGAAAACCCAGAGAAAUUGAUUGUAGAGCAACAAUUUCUCCUCACAAAGACUUCAAUGACUUUGUGAGUGAAACUGGCCAAGUUGUUACCUGUGAUGUUGGAUAUGGUCUGAUAUGUCGAAAAGAGGAUCAGGUCAGACCUCCACGGAAAUGCUUCAACUAUAAGAUCAGAGUAUGUUGUGAGGUAGAGAUAUGUAUUAUUACAACCCCAGUGCCAACUACAACCACACAAUCUACAACUGAACCUCCAACUACAACACCAGGGCCAACUACAACCACACAAACUACAACUGAACCUCCAACUACAACCACAGUGCCAACUACAACCACAAAAGGUCCAACGGAACCUCCCACUACAACACCAGUGCCAACUACAACCACAAAAGGUCCAAAUGAACCUCCAACUACAACACCAGGGCCAACUACAACCACAGAAGCUACAACUGAACCUCCAACUACAACACCAGUGCCAACUACAACCACAACCACAGAAGCUACAACUGAACCUCCCACUACAACCACAGUGCCAACUACAACCACAAAAGGUCCAACUGAACCUCCAACUACAACACCAGGGCCAACUACAACCACACAAACUACAACCACAGUGCCAACUAUAACCACAGAAGCUACAACUGAACCUCCCACUACAACCACAGUGCCAACUACAACCACAAAAGGUCCAACUGAACCUCCAACUACAACACAAGGGCAAACUACAACUACAACUACAUCUGCAUCUACCCCAACCACUACUCCUUCGCCCAAUUGCCCUAACUGGAAUAAAGUGCAAAAUGAGACAUUUCAUCUUUACAACUGUAUCAUGGCCAGAUGCAUUGAGAACAACAGGAUUGACACAUUUUCUCUUGAGUGUCCACCCAUGGAGAAGAUCACUUGUACCAAUGGAAAUAAACCAGUUCUUGUGUACGAUGAGUACCACUGCUGCCAACAUUAUGCUUGUGACUGUGUAUGUGAAGGCUGGGGAGAUCCUCAUUACAUCACAUUUGAUGGACUUUACUACACUUAUCAAGGAAACUGUACUUAUGUCUUGAUGGAAGAGAUUUCACCAAAAUAUAACUUGAAGAUUUAUAUUGACAAUGUCUUUUGUGCUCUCACUGACAAUGUUUCUUGUCCUCGAUCUAUAAUUGUAUUUUAUGGAUCACAUUUUUUCAAACUGAAGAAUCAUAACGUCAUUGGAGCACCAAAGUUGGAGGUGCUCAAAGAUGACGCACCUCUGAAACUACCUUAUUCACUAGAACAUGUUGAAAUCUCAAAUUCUGGCAUUAACCUGGUGUUGGAGAUCCCUGACAUAAAAGUGGUAAUUCGUUUUGGAAUAACUGGCUUUAGUGUUGCCCUUCCCUUUAAAUUUUUUGGCAGAAACACACAGGGACAUUGUGGAACAUGCAAUAACAACCAGGCUGAUGACUGCAUGUUACCUGGAGGCAGGCUGGAGAAAAGUUGUGCCUUGAUGGCCGACCAUUGGGUUGCAAUAAACAUUUCUCAACCUAACUGCCCACCUGUAUCGCCACGUCCGCCACCCGGUCCAUGCCUGAGCAAUCCAAACUCUAUGUGUGAACUGCUGAAGAGCAGUGUCUUUGCAGAGUGCCAUAGCUUUGUCUCUCCUGACAAUUUCUACCAAGGUUGUGUUUUUGAUAGCUGCUAUGUUUCCAAUCCAAAUGUGGAGUGCUCAAGUUUGCAGACUUAUGCUGCUGCCUGUGCUCAGGCUGGGGUUUGCAUUCAUUGGAGGAAUCACACCACACUGUGUGCCAUUGCCUGCCCAUCAAGCAAAGUUUACAAGCCAUGUGGUCCUGAAGAACAGCGAACCUGUGAAGACAAUCCUGACAAACUCACCAAGAACUUCACUACUGAGGGUUGCUUUUGUCCUGAUGGAAUGACACUAUUCAGCAAAUACUCUGACAAAUGUGUUGAAAAUUGUGGAUGUCUUGAUCCUGAGGGCAUUCCUCGUAAGUUUAAUGAGAUGUUUGAGUACAAAUGCCAAAACUGCAUCUGUGAGGAGUCCACCAAGACUGUGUCUUGCAAGCCUAAGGUGUGCCCACCACCACCUCUAAUAAACUGCACUGGUCCAGGGUUCGUCAUUGUCCAACAACCGGAUCCCAUAGACCCCUGCUGUUCUAUCUAUGUUUGCCAAUGUCAAUAUAACAGUUGCCCAGUCACCAGAAUGGACUGUCCGGUUGGAUUUACUUUAGUUGUCAGUGUUCCUGAAGGGAAAUGCUGUCCAGAACAUACAUGUGAGCCUAAAAGAGUUUGUGUCCACGAAGAAAAUGAAUACCAGCCUGAUUCUUCCGUUCCUGGUCCUCCAUGUCAGAGUUGCACCUGUACCAAUAUGGUGGACUCAAAUUCUAAACUAUUCAAAAUAGUUUGUGAGUUUCAGCAUUGUGAACAAAAAUGUGAAAAGGGAUAUGAAUAUGUGCGAACUGAUUCAGAUGAAUGCUGUGGAAAGUGUGUACAGACACAAUGUGUCGUCAACGUUAAUGGUACCAAGCAACUCUUGAUGCAAGGUCAAACCUGGUCACCACCUGAGAAUAAGUGUGAGCACUACACAUGUGAUAAAAGUGGUGAGACUUUAACAACGACCAGAUCACACAUUGUCUGCCCGCCAUUCAAGCAAAGCAACUGCCAACCUGACACAAUUCAGACUGCAGCAAAUGGCUGUUGUAAAAUUUGUGUGGAGAGGGAGAGGGCCUGCAAAUUACAAUUACAAUCAACUCAGAUUAUGUUCGGGAACUGUCAGUCAUACCAGGAAGUAAAUAUGACCUAUUGUGAAGGAUCCUGCAACACUUUCACCAAGUACUCUGAAAAAGCAGCGACUCUGCAGCAUUCUUGUUCCUGCUGUAAGGAGACACUCUUCAGCAAUCGCACCAUUGACUUGCACUGCCUGAAUGGAGAUGUGGUUCCCUACACAUACAUCCAUGUGGAGGGUUGUAGCUGUAGCCCCACAGACUGCACCACAGCUGCUGGACAACCUGCUCGCAGGAGGCGACGCUUCACACUGGUGUAAUAAAAUAUGUCAUCAUAUUAAUGUAUCCAUGAUGAAAAAUUUUAAUCCCAUAUUGUCUUCACAAUCAUUUAUCUCUUUCAAAAUAAUUGCCAUUGUAGAGAGAGUAUUAUAUCCAUUGAUCAAAUAAAAAGAUGCA
This is a messenger RNA of Micropterus salmoides (largemouth bass), 12321 nucleotides long. Its product is annotated as mucin-2-like. The record is from RefSeq and is a predicted model, not a curated record. Gene Ontology annotation, cellular component: extracellular matrix. Gene Ontology annotation, molecular function: protein binding. Lineage: Eukaryota; Metazoa; Chordata; Actinopteri; Centrarchiformes; Centrarchidae.